This is a messenger RNA of Diabrotica virgifera virgifera (western corn rootworm), 698 nucleotides long. RefSeq names its product 40S ribosomal protein S23 (gene RpS23). The record is from RefSeq and is a predicted model, not a curated record. The coding region runs from base 156 to 587 and encodes 143 amino acids. Lineage: Eukaryota; Metazoa; Arthropoda; Insecta; Coleoptera; Chrysomelidae. The transcript has 4 exons. Gene Ontology annotation, molecular function: structural constituent of ribosome. Gene Ontology annotation, biological process: translation. Gene Ontology annotation, cellular component: cytosolic small ribosomal subunit; ribosome.
AUAUUUUUUUAUAUUUUUAUUUGUGGUUGUAUACGCAACUGAAGUUUUAGUUUUUAAUGUUGGUAUUAGUGACUGAUGGGUUACUAAAACCAUUUCGGUUGUUUUGUUGGUAGCAGUUAUUAUUUCUUUCCGGUCAAAGUUUUUGAGCCGUCAACAUGGGUAAGCCCCGUGGAUUGAGAACCGCUAGGAAACAUGUGAAUCACCGUCGUGAACAAAGAUGGGCUGAUAAAGAUUACAAAAAGGCACAUUUAGGAACUAGAUGGAAGGCUAAUCCUUUUGGAGGUGCUUCUCAUGCUAAAGGAAUUGUAUUGGAAAAAGUGGGAGUUGAAGCAAAACAACCUAACUCUGCUAUUCGCAAGUGCGUUAGGGUACAGUUAAUUAAAAAUGGUAAAAAAAUCACAGCCUUCGUACCUAGAGAUGGUUGCUUAAACCAUAUAGAAGAAAACGAUGAAGUUCUAGUUGCAGGUUUUGGACGUAAAGGUCAUGCUGUAGGAGAUAUUCCCGGAGUUAGAUUUAAGGUUGUUAAGGUCGCUAAUGUGUCCCUAUUAGCUUUAUACAAAGAAAAGAAGGAAAGGCCAAGAUCAUAAUUAAAAUGUUAUUUUUUUUAUUUAUUUGCUUGGCACUUUUAAUUUUUAAAUAAAGUGUUAAGCAUAUAAUUUUGUACAGUGUUUUAUUUCAAUAAACAAUUUUAUACCUGU